Sphaeroforma arctica JP610 is the source of this 105-nucleotide messenger RNA. RefSeq lists its product as hypothetical. Lineage: Eukaryota; Ichthyosporea; Ichthyophonida. The record is from RefSeq and is a predicted model, not a curated record. The transcript has a single exon. The annotation marks the transcript as partial.
GAAUUAGGCUGGGCUCCAAAAUGGUCUGUGCGUGACGGGUUGGAGAAAACAAUCGCGUACUUCAAGAAGGAGAUCGCCACUACCGAUGCGGGUAAAGAGUUAUAG